AUGAUUGACUUCCUUUGUAUCUACCCCAUGUGCUUGGACGACCGGCGACGCAACACGAGAAUUGAACUGGGUACCGAUAUAUUGUCCUCUCACACGUAUCCAGCCUUGACAGGGAAUCCUGAUUCUUCGCAAAUGUUGUCGAAGUCUGACGACGUGCCAAAUUCCACGAAAAUUACGCCAGACAUUCCAGUUCUGGAACCUGUUCCUUGUAUCCCGUUAAAACGGACUUUCGACCAAAUAGAGUCGGCAAUGGAAGAAGGCUCAGAGUCCACCAGGCGAUUGUCGCCCACUUCUUCGAUUCCAGCGCCAAUAAUUCGUGCCUCUGGCUUGCCGGAUAUACCUGAACUCCCAUUACUGGACUCUGAGCUUGAAACAAAUAUCAAUCAUCGCAAAGAUAACACUGUCCCAUCGCCUGGGCUGGCCCCAAUUCCGGAGGAAAGCUCCGAGGACAGUGACGGGGAGGACCUAAACCCAUUGAUGCCUGGAUCAACCACCUCAUUCACAGAAAUUGAAUCGUCAACUUCAACGUGGGAUCUGUCGACACCGCAUUCUUUACCACCGGCCCCAAUGAACCCAACAAGCAUGCCCGUUGAAGUAAGUCAUGAUGGUCCCACUCGAUCAUCCACGGCAUCUCUACCUGUAAACUCUUUAUCCCCAGACAACAACAAUGAUGAUGGAGACACAUCAUCCGCAGCAUCAACAACCGAUGAUUCAGACUCAGUCUUCGACGAUGGACAAUCCGAAAACACAUCCAGUUACACAGCUUCAUUGCUAUCCGAUGUGAAAAACUAUGCCUACGAAAAUGGAAGGCGUUAUCAUUCAUAUCGCGAAGGCCACUACGUCCUUCCAAACGACGAACCAGAACAAGAUCGACAAGAUCUCCUCCAUCACGUCCGGAACCUCGUGCUAAACGGCUGCCUCUUCCGAGCGCCACUGGACAGUAAUAUAAAACGCGCUCUUGACAUUGGUACCGGAACCGGAAUCUGGGCCAUCGACUUCGCAGACAGCUUUCCCAGUGCCGAGGUAACAGGCACAGAUCUAAGUCCUAUCCAGCCGUCAUGGGUCCCACCUAACCUUCGCUUUGUGGUCGACGACGCCGAAUCCCAAUGGCUGUACAGCCCAAGUCGGCCCUUUGACUUCAUCCAUGCCCGCGAUCUGGGCGGUGCUAUCGCCGACUGGCCGCGGCUGAUGCGCCAGAGCUACGAACAUCUGCGGCCAGGUGGAUGGAUUGAGUUGCAGGAGUUUGAGGUCAUGCUCAGGUCGGACGAUGAUUCGAUGCGUCUUGCGCCGGCGUUGUGCGAGUUUCUUGAUCGACUGACUCAGGCUAGCGAGGCAUUUCACCGACCUAUGAAUAUCGCCGAAGGCCACCGGCAGCGGCUGGUUGAGGCUGGUUUUGAAGAUGUUCGAGAUGAGGUGUACAAGGUUCCAUCGAGUGUUUGGGCUAGGGAUCCCGUGCAAAAGGAGAUUGGUCGGUACAACCAAUGCUCCCUUCUCAUGGCGGUUGAAUCCUACUCGCUAGCUCUUUUCACUCGUGUGCUGGGAUGGUCGAAUAAUGAUACUCAGGUAUUCCUAGCAGGUGUGCGCAAAGAUCUCAAGAAUCCCGCGGUGCAUACGUACUGCAAGCUGCAUGUCGUUUACGGUCGGAAGCCGUCUUAG
Messenger RNA from Penicillium egyptiacum, 1656 nucleotides. Lineage: Eukaryota; Fungi; Ascomycota; Eurotiomycetes; Eurotiales; Aspergillaceae. The record is from the annotation of a GenBank genome assembly.